GGGAUCCAGGAAGACCUUUCUUGCAUUCCAAGAGAAUUGGUCGAACUUCAUCUGAAACUGAUGAGAAAGAUUGGAAAAUCUGUCACAGCGGACCGAUGGGAAAAAUACUUAAUCAAGAUGUGUCAAGACUUCAACAGCACCUGGGCUUGGGAGAUGGAGAAAAAAGGAUAUCUUGAAAUGAGCACCGAAUGCAAAUUGGGAAUAUUGAAGUACCUUUGUGAAUGCCAGUUUGAUGACAAUCUAAAGUUUAAGAAUAUCAUUAAUGAGGAAGAUGCCGAUGCCAUGCGUCUUCAGCCACUUGGCCGAGACAAAGAUGGUUUGACCUACUGGUACCAGCUGGACCAAGAGCAUAAUGUUAGAAUGUAUGUGGAAGAGCAGGAUGAUCAAGAUGGGUCUUCAUGGAAGUGCAUUGUCAGAAGCCGAAAUGAGCUGGCUGAAACUCUUGAGCUCCUGAAAGCGCAAAUUGACCCUGCACUGUUGAAAAACCAGCAACAGGAUAACUUGUCACGAGAGAGUCCUAGUACUGAAGAUGAAGAGGCCAAAAAAGGGGAAGACACCGCAGUCCAAGAAAAUGAAUUAAAGGUGAAGGAAGAAAAACUACCAGAAGAACUGCCGAAGCCAUGUGAAAACCUUCCACCUCCUCAAGUUCCAGAAGAGGAAAACAAGAUUAAAGUAGAACAAGUGGAAGAGAGAGAAAUCAUAAAGCUCCCCGUUAUCGUAAAACUAGAAAAACCUUUGGAGAACAACGGGGAAGCACAAACUACCAAAGAUGAAAAUGACUCUUUUAAAGAAAACGUUAAGCCCGAUAAAACAGAAGGGAAGGAGUAUAAGCUGGAGCCAAAAGAUUCAAGAGAGGUAAAUAGCAACACAGAGAAAGCAGUCCAUGAGCCUGAGAGGAUAGAGUUCUGUGUCAGCGUCAAAACUCCCCAAGAUGUUGUGGAAAGAACAGCGGAAGAGAACGAGAAACUUAAAAAUGACCAGCAGGCAAAGAUCCCACUCAAAAAGCGAGAGAUCAAGCUGACGGAUGAUUAUGACAGCCCCAUAAAAGGUCCCUUACGCAAAUGUAUAACUCCAACCAAAGAGGUUUUGAAGGAGGAAGGGGGCAAACCUGAAGAGGAGACCUUUAAGAGAGUUCCUACAAUCACUGAUGGGAAAUUCCUAGUAAAUGGGGAAAUUAGUAGUGAGAAAAUCAUGCCAAAUAACAAAUUGGAUCAUUCCUCUUGCCCAAAGGAAGAUGCUUCCAGCCUGCCUAAGGAGAAAAAUGGCCUUGGGGAGGAACGAGUACAAGAGGGUAUUAGCACAAUAGUAAGAACCAGUGAUGUUGAGAGGUGUAUUAUGCAUCCAGGGAAGGAGGCUGUUGGUGUGAUCGUGCCUUUAAAGGAGGAAACCAGCCCAAAAGGGAACGAAAACCAGCUUGAGAUGAAGAAGACAGAUGAUCCUCCUAAGAAGCUUGAAGACUCUCUUAAAGCAAACGAUAGCCUGAUGCUUUCCAAGGAGAGCUUGGAAAAAUCCACCAAGCUACCAUCCCCUAAAGAGUUGACUGUUGCUUCCGAGGCUGAUGAUUUGAAAAAUACAGGUCCUUCAGAGGAGAAAACAGAAUUAGCCAGGCCAGAUGCAACUCCAUCAUCUGUUUCAGCCCUUUUGUCUAAGAAACCUGUGGUGGAGAAAGAAGACUCUGAUUCCAGAAGCACUCUCCCUGUCAAGAAACAAGCGUACGAGGAGCAGGAGGCUAAAACACACAAGGACUCUGAAUCUGAAGAGAGAGAGCUGCCAACAAUAGGUGACAUCCCAAGCUCCAUCAAGGAAUCUUCUGAGGUGAAAAAAGACUCUGUAAAAAGCAAGUGUAAAUAUAAGCUGAUUUCAGAAGAAGAAAGUUCUCUGACAGAGAACAGGGAAAUAACCUCUGAGAGGCAGAAAGAUGGGAUUAAGCUCACAAUCCGAAUCUCCAGUAGGAAGAAAACGGAUCCUCUUCCUGCAAAGUCUCUGAAUGCAGCUGCUGGAAAGGAGGAGGAAGUUGUGAACGUUGGUCGCAUUUUAAGGAGGUCCCCCCGGAUAUCUAAACCUACCCCCAAGAUAGUAGAGACCCGAGAUCAGAAAACCGAGAAGAAACGAAGUGAGGAAGAGGAGGAAAAGGUGGCUUCCAUGCAAAAACAGGAUAAGAAAGAAGAAUCAAAAAAGCAAGAGAAGGAGAUGAAUUCUAAAACCCACAAGGCUUCCCGGCGAAGUAAAGUUCGAUGGGCUGGUACCCGAACUCGUGGCAGAUGGAGAUACUCAAGCAAUGAUGAGAGUGAAGGUUCUGAGAAUGAAGAAGAGGAGGAGGAAGAGGAGGAGGAGGAAGAGGAGGAGGAGGAAGAAGAGGAGGAAGAACCUGCACCUGCGGAUGAUGAUGAACCUUGCAAGAAGUGUGGCCUUCCUAAUCACCCAGAGCUAAUUCUUCUGUGCGAUUCCUGUGACAGCGGCUACCACACGGCGUGUCUCCGACCCCCACUGAUGAUCAUUCCAGAUGGCGAGUGGUUCUGCCCACCUUGUCAACAUAAAUUGCUCUGUGAGAAGUUAGAAGAACAGCUACAGGACCUCGAUGUUGUCUUGAAAAAGAAAGAACGUGCAGAACGAAGGAAGGAACGCCUUGUCUAUGUCGGUAUUAGUAUCGAGAAUAUCAUUCCUCCACGGGAGCCUGAAAUCCCUGAACCUGUGGAUGAAAAGAAGAAAGAUUCCAAAAAAUCAAAAGCAAAACUGCUUGAAAGGAGGUCAACCAGGCAGCGGAAGUGUAUCAGCUACAGGUUUGAUGAAUUUGACGAGGCCAUUGAUGAAGCCAUAGAAGAUGACAUCAAGGAGGCUGAUGGAGGAGGUGGUGGAAGAGGGAAGGAUAUGUCUAACAUCACAGGGCAUCGAGGCAAGGACAUUUCCACCAUCCUGGAGGAAGAAAGAAAGGAGAGCAAGCGGCCUCCAAGAGCUGCUGCCAUCCGCCGCAAGAAACGGCGGCGACUGAAUGACCUGGACAGUGACAGCAACCUGGAUGAAGAAGAGAGUGAAGAUGAGUUCAGAAUCAGCGAAGGAUCUCAGGAUGAGUUUGUGGUAUCAGAUGAUAACCUCGAUGAAAGUGAAGAGGAUCAGCCAUCAAAUGACGACAGCGAUGCAGAGUUCUCCCAGCGUAGGCCGAGACAGCACCAUCCUAGGCCUAUGAGGCAAAGCAGACGGCUACAGAGAAAAACGAUCAAGAAAAGGUACUCAGAAGAUGAUGAAGAGGAAGACUCUGAGGAUAACUUAAGUGGUGACUCUGAAACAGAUGCUUCUUCAGAAUACAGCGAUGAGGAUUAUUUGGAAACAAGACGAAGAUCUCGGCGGAAUCAGAAGAGACAAGUAAACUACAAGGAGGAUUCGGAAAGUGAGGGCUCUCAGAAAAGCUUCCGAUACGGGAAGGAGCUGAGAAGAAUACAUAAGCGCAGGCUUUCCAGUUCAGACAGCGAAGAGAGCUACACGGCUAAAAAUUCUGAGGACGACCAACCUGCCCCGCUGUCCAAAAGAUCGGUCCGGAAGCGUAGCCACACCACAGAUGAGUACUCGGAAGGCGAGGAGGACAACGAGGAGGGGCGGCCGAUCCGCAAGCGUGUGAAUCGUAUUGAAACGGACGAGGAAGACAACUGCGCCAACACCAACACCAACGUAAGCAAGCUGGUGCCCGCUAAUAAGCCCUUUGUCUCUCCUGCUCCACAAGACACCACCAAGAAGCCCUGCUACCGGAUAGAAAGCGACGAGGAAGAUGACUUUGACAAUGUGGGGAAGGUAGAAAGCCCGUUGGACUACAGCCUGGUGGAUUUGCCGUCCACCAACGGACAGAGCCCCGGGAAAACAAUCGAGAAUUUGAUUGGUAAGCCCAGUGAGAAGGCCCCCUCCUCCAAGGACAGCACAGCCAAUGCCAGCUUGGCAUCCAAUGGGACAGGUGGUGGCCCGGAGGCAGGGGGACCGGAGGAAGAUGAAGACGAACUCUUGCGAGUGACUGACCUUGUGGAUUACGUCUGUAACAGUGAACAGUUAUAAGACUUCCAUUUUUGUGCUAAUUUAUUCCACGGUAGCUCAUACCAGCGGGCCAGUUAUUAAAAGGUGUUUUAUUUUUCCUAGAAAACUCCACUACAGUAUCACUUUUUAGCAGUCAAAAUUUCACCAGUCCUGCAGUUUUGGGGUAUUUUUUUUUUCCUUCCCCUGCCCCCCAACCCAAGCGACCAGGUUUUUUGUUCUCUUUCUUUCUGCAACUCUUUUUUGAAGUGAAUCGCCCAGGCUUUCCCUCACCUCCUCGUCAUUCAGUUCCAUAAUUCUGGAAAAAAAAAAAAAUCAUCCACAUGCAGAGCUUGUAGUAAAGGAGAGAUUUGUAUAUUUUUGACUCUAUAUUUCCUGAGCGUGCACAAACUUGUUAGGGGAGUGGGAUGGUUGAACAAAAGCAUUCCAAGUUGGCCAGGGCCCAAAAUCUAAACUUUGGGGGGGAGGAGGGACAAGGGGUGGGGGGUACAGAAGCACUUGUGCUCCAACUUUUUUCAUAGGAGAUAUAUAUUCUAUUUAAAUGUUCACAACUUAGAUUACAAUUUAACAUGCAAUUUUAAGGGGAAGAAAUGAAUAUCUUUACUGUUGCAUUUUGUGGCUUGUAGGCUAACUUAACCUUAGUUGAUUUUAGUAAUUGCCUUCCUGAAAAGCAACUCUGACAAGAUCCUGAAUAUUAGCACAGUGGACAGAGAUGGAGGAAAUUCCACGGAAAAGAAGUUUUUUGCAUCGUCUUUUAAUUCAUGGUCUCCCCCUCCCCCCAAUAAACUUAUUUUAAAAGUGUUUCAUACAGUAAA
Molecule: messenger RNA, 4829 nt
Organism: Python bivittatus (Burmese python)
Lineage: Eukaryota; Metazoa; Chordata; Lepidosauria; Squamata; Pythonidae
Gene: RSF1
Product: remodeling and spacing factor 1
Biological process (GO): negative regulation of DNA-templated transcription
Cellular component (GO): RSF complex
Molecular function (GO): histone binding
Source: RefSeq, a predicted model, not a curated record